AGGGGAGGGGAGGUUAGGAGGAGGAGGCGCGGCGCGGCCCUGGCGGCUGGCGGCGGGCGGACGGGCGGGCCCGCCUCAUGCUCCUUGUGUUGGUACCGAGCGGAGAAGGAUGCACACGGCACUCGAGUGAGGUACAGCAUUGCCACCAUGAAGGUACAUCUACAUACAAAAUUUUGUUUCAUUUGCUUACUCACUUUUCUCUUUCACCAUUGCAACCAUUGCCAUGAUGACCAUGACCAUGAACGUAAUCAUGAUCACAAGACCAACCAUAUUCCUGAGAAGAACCAUAUACACAAUGACUACCAGAUAUCUCAAGAAUCGUACCUUCAAAAUAAUCCCAGCAAGAGCUCUGUACACAAUGCAGUAAAUAGACAAAUAUAUUACAUUCACAAACUGUUCAGCCGCUAUGGUGAGAAUGGUAAGUUGACUUUUCAUGGUUUUGAGAAACUCUUGUCAAAUUUAGGUCUUGGGGAAGUUAAAGUUGUAGAUCUGGACCAUGAACACGAUGAUCAUGAUCAUGUUUCACAUUUAGAACUUUUAGAGAGACCAGAACAUAAACAUGAGCACUCCCAUUCAGACUUCAAUCACACGGCACAUGAUCAACCAGCCCCGAAGGUGCACGAUAGGCAUUGCAAAAACUCUGACAGUAAGAAUAUACAUUCCACGACACCCUCUUCCAUUACUCACCAUCAACCCCGUCGUCAUCACCACAAUCACCAUCGAAGCACUGGCCAUUCUGGAGGCUCGCAUGAUCAGAAAGAGGGUGAACAGCCCCCUGACCCAUCAGACCCCAACACGCUACAACACCAAGCCACAAAAAAGUUAAAGAAACGCAAAAAACAUAAAGGUAUAACCAAGCAGUCAGAAAUGGCAUUCACUCCAUCUCCUGGUGAAUCCUUGAGUAUAAUGUCCAAGAAUGAAGAUUAUCCCGAUGAACAUUUUCAUGAUCCAGAUGAAGAAAUGACUUCUCAGCACAGAAGAAGAAAAGAUUUGAGUUCGUCAAAAUUGAAUCAUGAAGAUCACCCAGGACCCAAGAUUGUACAUGAUGAGUGCUUGAAUGUCUCACAACUGCUGCUAAGCUAUGGUCUGAGCACAAAUUCUGGGAUUUCUGCGGUCGAGUUUACAUACCUAUGUCCUGCCUUGCUGUACCAAAUAGAUAGCAGAGUUUGCAUCCAUCACCCUGAGGAACUGAAGAUGGAGCCAGUAAAUAACCGAGAUUCUAUUCUUACAGUUUGGAUUUGGGGACUCCUCUCAAUCACCGUUAUAAGCUUGUUGUCAGUGCUGGGUGUCGUCCUUGUACCAAUCAUCAAUCAAGUAUGUUUCAAGUACCUCUUAACAUUCUUGGUGGCUCUGGCAGUGGGGACGCUCAGCGGUGAUGCAUUACUGCAUCUACUGCCUCACGCGCAAGGCGCACAUGAUCAUGGUCAUCAUGAGCACGACCAUGACCAUGAUCAUAAUCAUACUCAUGGAAAUCAUGAACGUUCUGAAGAUCUCCUUACAGUAUAUAACGGAUUGUGGAAAGGACUUACAGCACUUGGUGGUAUCUACCUUCUUUUCAUCAUUGAACAUUGCAUUGGACUCUUCAGAGAUCACAAAGCCAAAAUGGGCAAAAAGAAGUGGCGUAAGGAGAGAGUUCUGAGUGGAGAGGCAGCAGUUGGACGAAAAUUGUCAGACCACAAAUUAAAUCGCAGGUCAGAAAGUGAAUGGCUCGACCUUAAGACCAUGGCAGGAGCAGACCAGCAGGAUAGUUUGUAUGAACAACACGAUGUAACCCAGCUUACUGAUCUGGAUGGCACUCUGGGAUCCCCGUCAAAGGCUACUGUUGACCCUAACUUGAAGUCUGUUUACAUUCACGAUUCUCAAUAUGAGAUUGAUUGUUUGACUCCGAACCAUGAAAGUAAAGCCGUGUCCAAACAGCAUCACUUAAAUUCUGAGCAACAUUCUCAUGGUCACUGCCAUUCUGAUAAAGAGAUGCAAGACGCUGGCAUAUCAAACAUUGCUUGGAUGGUUAUUAUGGGAGAUGGAAUGCAUAACUUCAGUGACGGACUUGCGAUAGGAGCUGCCUUCAGUGCUUCCAACUCAGGAGGACUGAGUACGUCUAUCGCUGUGUUUUGUCAUGAGCUUCCUCACGAGCUAGGUGAUUUUGCUGUUUUGAUUAAUGCGGGGAUGUCUGUGAAACAAGCUAUCGUUUACAACCUCAUGUCAGCUCUGCUUGCCUAUGUUGGUGUAGUGAUAGGUAUAACUGUAGGACAAUAUACUGCGAAUUUAACCCAGUGGAUCUUUGCCAUCACUGCAGGAAUGUUCCUAUAUGUGGCAUUGGUGGAUAUGUUACCAGAAAUGCUACACCGUCCAACGGAUAAUCGUAUCAAGGCUAAGAUUGGACAUUUUGUUCUACAGAAUGCUGGGAUGCUCUGUGGGUUUACCAUCAUGCUUAUAAUUGCUAUAUUUGAGGAUCAAAUUGUAAUCCACUUCUAACAUUUAACAGUUUUGAUGACAAAUGAAGUAUGGUCCUGUUUGGCUUGUAUGUAACAAUUCAGUGGUACAUGUAUUUUUCAGAGCAAAUUGUGAUAUUUGUUAGCACAUUAGAUUACUUUCCACAACAGCUGCUCUUUGUCAGUUGGUUUGAUGCACGGUUACUCCAUGGUUCAGUAUGGAAACGUAAAUAAUUACAUUUUUAAAUAUCUGUGAAGACAAAAUCAAUGCUUGAAUAAGUAUUUAGCACAAUUAGAUCAGGAAAAGUGAUGAAUGUGUAACAGCUGUGUGGAGAACUUACUUUUGCAUGCCUUGUGUUAGGUGUUUGUUUAUGGGUGGCAGUCACCAACUGCAAUGCCAUCUGGAUUCAUGGUGCUGUUUUUAAGACAUCUUAUCUUCAGCGUUGCACACAACACAAUUCAGCUGAUUUCUGAUUUAGGUUUGACAAAUUGUGUAUAUUAUUGCUGAUGGUGUCAAUUGGAUUCACUUUUAACAUUCCUUCCCGAUUGUAAUACCUCAGAACCAUGUUUACUGUCCUAAGUGAUCAUCUAGAUUGCUUGCUGUAUGUGUUAGUUUGGAGUUGAUUUUUGUAUGCCCACAUUAGCCUGUCACUGUGUGACAUUUCCUUUUGUCACUGUGUAAAUCAAUGUAUAAACGAUCAUAUGUGAUCAAGUGCAACUGGCCAAAAUAUGAUAAAUGUAAGUUGUGGAACCCGUGAUUCUUGUGGAUAUUGAUUAUUCAACUUUAAUUCAUUGUUAAAGCCAAAGAUUAUGGAACCUGACCAGUUAAUUUUGAAGUUUAGUGGGGAAAAGUUCAGUGUUAAGGUACCAUAGACUUUGUGUUUGUUACAAGUGAAAUCAAAAAGCAUUUUGAUAAAUCACUAAACAAAAGUUUUGAUGUUCUAAGCCUGUAUUAUACUAAUAUGUAUGAAUGAAACUGGUUACUUUGGUGAAGUUUUACUUAAUAAAUUCCUGACGAUGCAAA
Molecule: messenger RNA, 3456 nt
Organism: Amblyraja radiata (thorny skate)
Lineage: Eukaryota; Metazoa; Chordata; Chondrichthyes; Rajiformes; Rajidae
Gene: slc39a10
Product: solute carrier family 39 member 10
Exons: 10
Coding region: 148-2475 (775 amino acids)
Biological process (GO): zinc ion import across plasma membrane; intracellular monoatomic cation homeostasis
Cellular component (GO): plasma membrane
Molecular function (GO): zinc ion transmembrane transporter activity; monoatomic cation:bicarbonate symporter activity
Source: RefSeq, a predicted model, not a curated record